Messenger RNA from Austrofundulus limnaeus, 1217 nucleotides. It is a transcript of the gene snrnp27, whose product is annotated as small nuclear ribonucleoprotein 27 (U4/U6.U5). The transcript is spliced from 6 exons. Gene Ontology annotation, cellular component: precatalytic spliceosome. Gene Ontology annotation, biological process: RNA splicing. Lineage: Eukaryota; Metazoa; Chordata; Actinopteri; Cyprinodontiformes; Rivulidae. Bases 156 to 638 code for a protein of 160 amino acids. The record is from RefSeq and is a predicted model, not a curated record.
CAUCAACCAAUCAAAGCACACUGAAGGGCCUAGCUUUCAACAUAAAUAAUCAACGAUUCGCACAAAUACUUUUAUCUUAAAUUCUCUCAAAAAACUAAAUCUYGUUGUCACUUUACUUAUUCAUUAACGAGGGUAUCGUUUGAGCUGUUGGAGAAAUGGGUCGAAGCCGGAGUCGAACUCCUCCAAGACGAGAGAGAAGACGAUCUCGCUCAACUUCACGGGAGCACGAGCGAAGGCGAAGGGACAGGGAACGCUCUCGCUCCAGGGAUCGGGAUCGAGAGCGCCGCAGAAGUCGCUCAAGGUCUCCACAUAGAAGGCGUUCAAGGUCUCCCCCCAGGCGUCAUCGCUCCUCUUCAUCGUCUCCUGUGAGACAGAAAGACAGGCGUGAUGAUGAGCGCAAAGAGGGGAAAGAAAAAUCAAAGCCCAUUCAAAUCUCUGCGGAGGACAUGGAGGGCAAAACAGAAGAGGAGAUUGAGAUGAUGAAGCUGAUGGGAUUCUCAUCAUUUGAUUCCAGCAAGGGAAAGAAAACUGAUGGCUCAGUUAAUGCACACGCAGUCAACGUUACAAUGAAGAGGAAAUACAGGCAGUACAUGAACAGAAAGGGAGGAUUCAACAGACCACUGGACUUCAUCGCCUGAAAUUAUUCUCUUGUUUUUAAAAGGUUUGAUCUCUUUUCUUCAGCAAGAAGACCAGUUAAAUGUAAUUUAUGAUGCAGCAGUUCUGUGUUUUUUUUUUUUUUUUUGUAACUUCUACCUGAACUCAUUUACAACUAAGUACUGAUUAAAUGAGCCUUUUUGUUUUUGAGAUUGAUGACGAUGCAAAUAAAAACAUAGAAAAAGCUGGCUGUAGUUUUAAUUUUGAAAAAUGUUCAUAUGUAGACAAUAUUUCUGUCUUGCAUGUGUACAAAACUUUAUUGUAACAGUGACAUUUACCUUUACACACAUAAAAUAACUCCUGCCCGUCUCUUUAGAGUCAAGUUUUCCUACAUUUGAAGGGGGUCCCUGGAUUUUUAUUCUUGUGUAUCAAGCAAUUAAUGAUUCAUUCUGCUGUUCUUGGAUCAGUGGCUUCACUGAUUCUAUUGAAAUAUUCUGAAAUAUUGUCUGUGUUCUUGUUUUUGCAAGGAUUGAAAUCAGUGCUAGGUAAAACAUUUGUUASGUGUGGUUUGUUUCAGCUCAUGGUGUAUCGUGUUUUAAAAUAAAGCUAAAGACUUUAGCUGC